Trachymyrmex cornetzi is the source of this 1470-nucleotide messenger RNA. RefSeq names its product cysteine sulfinic acid decarboxylase. Gene Ontology annotation, molecular function: pyridoxal phosphate binding; carboxy-lyase activity. Lineage: Eukaryota; Metazoa; Arthropoda; Insecta; Hymenoptera; Formicidae. Bases 1 to 1470 code for a protein of 489 amino acids. The transcript is spliced from 8 exons. Gene Ontology annotation, cellular component: cytoplasm. The record is from RefSeq and is a predicted model, not a curated record. Gene Ontology annotation, biological process: carboxylic acid metabolic process.
AUGGCAGCAUCAAGUGCUAACGGUGUUAUCGAGCUAUUCGAGAAGUUUUUAAAGAUCCUUAAAGAAGAACAAGCGUUUGAUCAAACUGAUCGUCCUGUCAUACAAUCCCUUCAUCCCGAAGAUUUGCAGAAGGAGAUAUCAUUUUCUUUGGACAAUGAGCCAGCAAGCGAUCAGCAAAUCGAAGACGUAAUACGACAGAUUAUACGACGAUCUGUGAAAACGCCCAGUCCGCAUUUUCAUAAUGAAUUGUAUGAGGGCCUUGACGAGUAUGGAUUAGUUGGCUCCUGUUUAAUGGAAACAUUGAACACUAGCAUAGAUACUUAUGAAAACGCUCCUGUAUUUACGCUGAUCGAGAAGGUUGUGAUACAAGCGUCAUUGAAGUUGAUGGGCUUUCCAUUUCGCAGCGAUGGUAUAAUAACGCCGAAUGACACUGUAUCGAUCAUGUAUGCAAUGAUGGCCGCUAGAGGAGAAGCAUGUUCCUUGUAUCCAACUAAUAGACAGGGCUUACAUCUAACAAGUACUCCUUUAUCGUGUUUUACCAGUGAAUGUGGCUAUCACUCCGUUAUGACAGCUGCUCAUUGGUUGGGUUUUGGUACCGAAAACGUUUACACGGUAAAAACGGAUAAGUCUGGUCGCAUGGAUGUAAAUAAUCUGAAAAGAGUUUUAAAGAAAGCGUCAAUACUGAGGACACAGCCGUUUUUUCUAAACGUCACUGCCGGCACUCCCGUAUUCGGGGCUAUCGAUCCGUUGCGGAAAAUAUUCGACAUUUGUCAGACAUAUUCCUUAUGGCUACACGUAGAUGCUCGCGAUUGUGGUCCUUUGAUGUUCUCCAACAUUUUCCGACAUAGAUUACGAAGCAUUGGACGUUCGUGCUCGGUGACUUGGAAUCCGCAUAAUAUGCUCGGCGCACCAUAUCAGUGUUCUAUGAUUUUGAUUCAAAGUCGUGAUGCGAGUGUACAAUCUUAUUUAAAAACAAUAAUUAAAGACGAAAAACAUUAUACAUUUGUAUCCUGCUUAGAUACGAGUGCUAAGAGUAUACAAAACAGUAGAAAGGUCGACGCAAUGAAAUUUUGGUUAAUGUGGAAAGCUCAUGGCAUGAGCGGUUUACAGCAGUUGGUGGAUAAAGCCAUGUUCUGUGCAAAAUACUUACUGUUACAGAUUAAAAAGACCGAUGGCUUUCGCUCUGUACUGGAAAAAUAUGAUAGUACCACUGUUUGUUUUUGGUACAUACCUCCGAGCAUGCGUAAUGCAAAAGAGACUCCAACUUGGUGGGAGAGAAUAUACAUUGUCACAGUAGAAAUAAGAGAACGUUUGAUUCUGGAUGGAUCUCUUAUGAUCGAUUAUGCGUCCUUACCGCGAUCAAACCUGGGCAAUUUCUUUCGCAUAAUGGUGAAAUGUCAUCCGUCAUCCACACUAAUGUCCAUGGAUUACAUUCUUAAUCAAAUAGAAAAGGCCGGAGCUGACUUGUAA